This is a messenger RNA of Armigeres subalbatus, 1788 nucleotides long. RefSeq lists its product as uncharacterized. The transcript has 2 exons. Gene Ontology annotation, molecular function: long-chain fatty acid-CoA ligase activity. The coding region runs from base 69 to 1694 and encodes 541 amino acids. NCBI's taxonomy places the organism in Eukaryota, Metazoa, Arthropoda, Insecta, Diptera, Culicidae. The record is from RefSeq and is a predicted model, not a curated record. Gene Ontology annotation, biological process: fatty-acyl-CoA biosynthetic process; long-chain fatty acid metabolic process.
CAGGCUGAACAAACUCCAACAGUCAUCUCUGUGCAACACAGUUCCAUCCGAGCAUUGAACCAAGCAAGAUGCACAACAACGAUCGGUACAUUUUCUACGGUGGACAACUGAAAUCCAACAUUCACUGUGGACGUACUUCGUUGGCAGAUUUGAUAAUUCAUCGACUGAAAAAUCAUGGGAACGAUGUGGCAUUUAUUGAUGCAGUUUCUGGCAAAACCAUUACGUUCCGACAAAUAUUGGAUAGUGCACUCAGAGUUGCUCACCGCAUGAAGCAGUACGACCUCGGUAGAAGAUCUAUCAUCGGCAUUAUGAGCGAGAAUCGUUUGGAGUACUCGAUCGCGGCAUUUGCCACCAUAUUUGUGGGAGCCAUAAUUAUACCCCUGAAUCCCAGCUAUACAACGACAGAACUGAAACAUGUGCUGAAUCUCAUCAGCCCUCAAAUGAUAUUCACAUCAUCAAAGGCUCACAGCACACUGAACUCAUUAAUGCCAGAAUACCCUUCCAUUAAGUUCAUCGUUUCGCUGGAUGACGUUCAAGUUGAACCUCGAGUCAAAUACUUCCAAGAGUUUCUGAAUAAUUCUAACAAUUCGAUGAUAAGCCCCGAUCCAGCAAUUCUCAAGAAUGAUGUCGCUGUGAUGGUCCUUUCGUCCGGUACCACUGGUUUGCCUAAAGCAGUUCAACUGACACAUUUCAACGUCAUGACCGUCGUUGCAUACAUGCGUGAAGACCCUCGAUACAAUGAUUUAUCUGUUCCGAUACGUCUGUUGGGACUGCUACCGUUCUACCACGUUUACGGUUUCAUGUUAAUGCUCAACGUCUGUUGUAACCGAUACUCAAUGGUGGUACUUCCUCGCUUUGAACCGGAUCUUCUCUUACGAAGUAUUCAAGAUUAUAAAGUGACGAUGGCAAAUUUGGUUCCUCCUUUGGUUGUAUUUCUUGCAAAGCAUCCCUCUAUCGAGCGGUACGACUUAAGUUCACUGAAAGCGAUUCUAUGUGGAGCGGCUCCACUUAGUAUGGAUAUAGAACUGCAAGUGGUCCGUCGAUUGCCGCAAAUCCAGAGCAUCCGUGUCGGUUAUGGAAUGAGUGAAGCAUCCCUGGGGGUAAUUUCAAAAACAAAUUCAAAACCAGGAACGGUCGGCAGAGUUCAUAAAACCAGUUGGGUGAAGGUAGUCGACACGGAACAUGGAAAAACGUUAGGACCUUACCAAAUCGGAGAAAUAUGCAUCAAAGGACCUCUGGUUAUGAAAGGAUAUUACAAGAACGAACAAGCAACUCGAGAAACGAUCGACGCAGAAGGAUGGUUGCAUAGUGGGGAUACGGGGUAUUUCGACGACGAAGGGGAUUUCUUCAUCGUGGAUCGAAUAAAGGACCUGAUCAAGUACAAAGGAUUCCAGGUGGCCCCAGCAGAAGUGGAGGAUGUUCUACUGGGUCAUCCGGGAAUCAAAGAUGCAGCGGUGGUGGGGAUCCCGGAUGAGGCCAGCGGUGAGCUUCCGACGGCAUUCGUAGUUCUUCAGGACGGUGCACGGUUGUCGGCGGUGGAGGUGCAAAGGCUCGUAGCUUCCAAGUUAUCACCUCAGAAACAUCUUCGUGGAGGUGUUUAUUUCGUACAAGAAAUUCCGAAGACCGGAAGCGGCAAGAUUCUUCGACGUGAAUUAAGAGAUAAGUUGGUCAAAAUCGAAAAGUCAAAGUUGUAACCCAAUACAAACGUUUAGGUAUAGGAGCUAAGGAGCGCAUAAUUAAAAUCAUAUAUGUACUGAAAUUAAAAAAUUAGAUCAAUUUAUAAUCGCA